Molecule: messenger RNA, 393 nt
Organism: Staurois parvus
Lineage: Eukaryota; Metazoa; Chordata; Amphibia; Anura; Ranidae
Source: the annotation of a GenBank genome assembly
CAGGGUCCUGGGAGACCAGAUAUAGUGAAUGCAGGGUCCUGGGAGAGCAGAUAUAGUGAAUGCAGGGUCGGGGGGAGAGCAGAUAUAGUGAAUGCAGUGUCCGGGGAGAGCAGAUAUAGUGAAUGCAGGGUUCGGGGAGAGCAGAUAUAGUGAAUGCAGGGUCCGGGGGAGACCACAUAUAGUGAAUGCGGGGUCUGGGGAGACCACAUAUAGUGAAUGCGGGUCCGGGGAGACCAGAUAUAGUGAAUGCAGGGUCUGGGGAGACCAGAUAUUGUGAAUGCGGGGUCUGGGGAGACCACAUAUAGUGAAUGCAGGUCCGGGGAGACCAGAUAUAGUGAAUGCAGGGUCCUGGGUAUAGUAGCACUUUAAUGUAUCACAGACUUGAGUUUAGUA